AUGGACAACUUCUCUGGAUCACCGCGCAAGCGGCCACAACGAUCUCAGAGAAUAAACUAUCGCCUUCUUAACGAUGGUACUGACGAAGAGGUGACACCAGAAGACCGUAUUAUUGAAGAGCCUUUUCUGAAUAGGCUUCGGAGCAGCAUCGAACCUAUUACGCCUGACGAUUCUGCCAGCCAACUAACCCUAAGUCGAAGCCCUCUCAUAGAAUCGGAUCAACAGAUCGAAAUAACUGCGGAUGCGUUGCCGGAGGUGAUCAGCAUCUCUGGCGGAUUUAAUAUUUCUCGGAAGAAGAUGCAGAACCAAUCUCUCUGUGGGCUCAGUUUGAGUCCUUACCCAAUACCAAUUGACCGAAAAAUCUCUAGACGAACUACAGUACUCUUCACAGGUUUCUAG
Molecule: messenger RNA, 399 nt
Organism: Aspergillus tanneri
Lineage: Eukaryota; Fungi; Ascomycota; Eurotiomycetes; Eurotiales; Aspergillaceae
Exons: 1
Coding region: 1-399 (132 amino acids)
Source: RefSeq, a predicted model, not a curated record